Messenger RNA from Verticillium alfalfae VaMs.102, 1011 nucleotides. Its product is annotated as zinc-binding alcohol dehydrogenase domain-containing protein. Lineage: Eukaryota; Fungi; Ascomycota; Sordariomycetes; Glomerellales; Plectosphaerellaceae. The record is from RefSeq and is a predicted model, not a curated record. The transcript is spliced from 2 exons. The coding region runs from base 1 to 1011 and encodes 336 amino acids. Gene Ontology annotation, molecular function: oxidoreductase activity, acting on the CH-CH group of donors, NAD or NADP as acceptor.
AUGGCGCCCACCUCCAACAAGUCCUUCAUCUACAAGAAGGUGCCCCAGGGCUUCCCCGUCCCCGGCCAGGACCUCGUCAUCGAGGACAGGCCCAUUGACCUCGAGAAUGCGCCCCUCCACGGCGGCGUCCUCGUCGAGGUUCUCUACACCUCCUUCGACCCCUACAUGCGCGGCCGCAUGCGCGAUCCUAAGGUCAAGUCAUACUCGCCCCCCUUCGACCUCGACCAGCCCAUCGUGAGCGCCUCAGUCGUCAAGGUCCUCCGCUCUCGACACGCCCGAGUUCGCCGGUCGGCGACGAGUUCGCCUUCCUUCUACGGCCAGAACGCCCACAAGAUUCACAACCCUCACAACCUGCCCGCCCACUACUUCAUCGGCAUCCUCGGCAUACCCGGCACCACGGCCUACGAGGGCCUCUACGAGAUCGGCAAGCCCGUCGCCGGCGAGACCAUCUUCGUCUCCUCGGCCGCCGGCGCCGUCGGCCAGCUCGUCGGCCAGCUCGCCAAGGCUGAGGGCCUCAAGGUCAUCGGCUCGGCCGGCUCGCAGGAGAAGAUCGACUUCAUCAUCAACGAGCUCGGCUUCGACGGCGCCUUCAACUACAAGACGGACGAGCCCAACGAGGCCCUCGCGCGCCUGGCCCCCAACGGCAUCGACAUUUACUGGGACAACGUCGGCGGCGCCCAGCUCGAGGCCGCCCUCAACGCCAUCAACAAGAACGGCCGCAUCAUCGGCUGCGGCUCCAUCGUCGACUACAACGUCAAGCCCGAGGACCGCUACGGCGUCAAGAACCUCUUCAACAUCAUCGGCAAGUCCCUGACCUUCAAGGGCUUCAUCGUCAGCCUCACCCCCGAGCGCUACCAGGCCUUCAACGACAAGGUCCAGCCCCUGCUCGCCGACGGCAAGGUCAAGGCCAAGGUCGACAUCACCGAGGGCAUCGAGAACGCCGCCGAGGGCCUCGUCGGCAUUUUCCACGGCAAGAACUUUGGCAAGGCCGUCCUCAAGGUCAAGGCGUGA